AUGCGAGCACAGCAAUACGAUCAACGCGACAACAAACUGCAUCUGAAUGAAAUUCCAGUGCCCGAGCCCCGCGAGCAUGAGAUACUAGUGAAGAUCGCAUGCGCUAGCCUAUGUCACUCCGAUGUGAUGCAUUUCGAACCGAACGAUCAAGGUUUAAUACUGGGACAGAAUCCAGUCACAAUUGGGCACGAAGCGACUGGCACCGUCAUUUCUACCGGAUCGGGCGAAGCAGCAAAGAAGUUCAAAGAGGGCGAUGGCGUGGGUUUCCUCUGCGCGGUAGAAUGCUGCUUCGACUGCGCAAAUUGUAGAACUGUUCACAAUUCGUGGUGCGUCACUGGCAAGACGAAGAUACAGGGCUUCUCCCUCAAUGGAUACUUCCAGGAAUAUGCCGUGGUGGAUGCCCGCGCUGCCAUGGUACUUCCCGAAGGAUUGGACGUGAAAACGGCGGCGCCAUUAUUCUGUGCUGGAGUGACCGCCUACCACGGAAUUGAAGAUUGUGAGCUACAAGCUGGUCAGUGGAUAGCAGCGGUUGGAUGUGGAGGCCUCGGCCACUUGGGAAUACAAUACGCCAAAGCAAUGGGACUGAAGGUUAUCGGUCUUGAUAUUGCGGAGCAAGCUUUGGAGGAAGCCAGGAGGUGUGGUGCAGAUCAUGUCUUCAAUACGGCCAAAGAUCAAGACUGGAAGAAGAAAGUUUUGGAGAUAACCAAUGGUGGAGUGGACGCUGCCGUUAACUUCACUGCUUCAAAACGCUCUUACGAUGAUUGUCCGUCCAUUAUCAAGCCGGGUCAAGGACUUCUGAUGGUGGUAGGCAUUCCUCGUGAACCGUUGCAGCUGAAUGCUCUUGACAUUGCGCUCCGCCGCUACAGAGUCAAGGGAGCCAACAAUGGAACUUGUUACAAUAUGCGUCCCGCCAUCGAAUUCAGCGCGAAACAUAACAUUCGGCCACACCUGACUACGUAUAAGUUGGAGGAUGUCCCCGAUAUGAUUGAGCUGAUGAACUCGCACAAAGCUCAGGGAAGGAUGGGGGUUGUUUUCGAUUGA
Periconia digitata is the source of this 1041-nucleotide messenger RNA. The record is from the annotation of a GenBank genome assembly. Lineage: Eukaryota; Fungi; Ascomycota; Dothideomycetes; Pleosporales; Periconiaceae.